Molecule: messenger RNA, 1224 nt
Organism: Zea mays
Lineage: Eukaryota; Viridiplantae; Streptophyta; Magnoliopsida; Poales; Poaceae
Exons: 2
Coding region: 133-1014 (293 amino acids)
Molecular function (GO): acid phosphatase activity
Source: RefSeq, marked validated
AAAACAGUGCACUGACUGAGUGAGUGUCAUCCAGUGCAAGCUCCCAGUCCCAGUCCCAGUCCCAGUCCCAGGGUAGUAGAGGACUAGAGGCAGGCUAGAGCAAAGCACGCGGAUUGCGUGGCUAGCGCAACAAUGGCGAUGGCCACGGCCAAGCUCGUCCUUCUCAUGGUCCUCGUGGCCGGCAGCUCCAGCGGCGGCAGCGCGUGGGGGCCGCUGAUGAGCCGCCUCCGGAUGCCGACGGCGCGGUCGCCCGUCGAGGUGGCGAAGGAGCGCCUCCAGGAGGACUACGUCGUAUCGGCGGCUGCGCCGCUGAUCCACGCGCUGCGGCCGCUGCUGGGCUCCGCGGGGGACCUGGGCCGGCGCGCCGGCGUGCCGUGCGACAGCUGGCGCCUGGCCGUGGAGACGUACAACAAGCGCGAUUGGACGACGGUGCCGGCCAGCUGCGAGCGCUACGUCGGCCACUACAUGCUCGGCGGCCACUACCGCCGGGACUCCCGCGUCGUCAUCGACGAGGCCAUCGCCUACGCCGAGGGCCUCAAGCUGGGCGGCAACGGCAAGGAGGUCUGGGUCUUCGAUAUCGACGAGACGUCCCUCUCCAAUCUCCCCUACUAUGCCACCCACGGCUUCGGCACUAAGCUAUACAACGCGACGAGCUUCAACGAGUACGUGCUGGAGGGGAGCGCGCCGGUGCUCCCGGAGACGCAGCGGCUGUUCAAGAAGCUCGUCUCGCUGGGCAUCAAGCCGGUGUUCCUGACGGGCCGCACCGAGGACCAGAGGGCCAUCACCGUCACCAACCUCCGCCGCCAGGGGUACUCCGGCUGGAUGACGCUGCUGCUCAAGCCCGUCGGCCUCAAGGCCACCGCCAUCGCCUACAAGUCCGGCGAGCGCCAGAAGCUCCAGGACGCCGGGUACGUCAUCGUCGGCAACAUCGGCGACCAGUGGAGCGACAUCCUCGGCGCGCCGGAGGGCGCGCGCACCUUCAAGCUGCCUGACCCCCUCUACUACAUUGGCUAAGCAGCGAUGCCAACGGCGCGGCGCGGCUCUCCAUCAGCCCAUCCAUCAACCCGUCACCCGGCUCCAGUGCCUGUGCUCAACUACUCUUUGUUUGUUACCCCUCACUUCUUAUCAUCAUUAAUUCCUAAGGUUAAUUCCCUGAGCUGAGUGGAAAUAAGGCCGACUCGGUGGAGAGCUGUCGACUUCUCAAUAAAUAAUUGCUCAUGAAAA